Molecule: messenger RNA, 3921 nt
Organism: Grosmannia clavigera kw1407
Lineage: Eukaryota; Fungi; Ascomycota; Sordariomycetes; Ophiostomatales; Ophiostomataceae
Exons: 7
Coding region: 1-3921 (1306 amino acids)
Source: RefSeq, a predicted model, not a curated record
AUGGCUUCUAGAAGGAGCAAUGGUGCAAGUAAUUCGCCGCUGGUCAUAUAUAUUGACGAUGAUGGUGUUGGUGAGCUUCAUGGGAGAAGCGGAAAUGCUGUUUUGAACCAACGGAGUGGGAGUCCGCAGAUCAAGACGGAGCCAUCCGAGCAGUGGUGGGAUGUAGACGCCUUUGAUAUUUCGCCCGUUUGUAUCUCUGACGACGAAGAUGGCACCGACGCCAAUAACAGAAGCAGUGCUGCUGCUAUUGAAAUUGAAAACAUCCCACAGCCCGAGGCGAAACAUGAGGAUGACGAUGACAAUGAAGCCCCACAUGCCGAAGUGGCAACAGAACAAAGUCGAGAAGUCGCAUCGUUGUACGAAACGCUGUAUGGGGAGAUUUCCUCGCUGCAGCCACAAACAGAGACUGCUGUCUUCAGUUUGGUUCAAACUGCACCAAUGUACGAUGAAGAGACUGUUGGUGCCGAAGACAAUGAGCCUGGGCUCUUUGUGGACCAGUAUGAGCCGAUAAUUGACAGCCAGAUCGUGACCCGAGACGCAGACCUUGAUUCUCUCUUCUCCUCUCCAGGUCCUGAGCCCCAGCUGGGGGACGUCAAUGAUUUGGCCUUGCUGGCCUUGCUAAACGAGCAGCGGCCGGAUGAACAAAAUAUAGCUUCUAAUUCCAUGUUGGCUCAGCACAACAUUUCCGAGUUGCAUUUCCCAAUGCCGUCUGGCGGCCAUGGGCCAAGACUGGGAGGAGCUUCCCUGCCGACCACCGCACCGGACCAAGCGACGAUCGAUAUUGAUGAUGCCUCAGAUCCCAUUCACGAAACUACACAUAAAGGCCUAGAAGUAAGGUCUCCCCGUCAGAUCACACCCGGGCCUUCUCUUCCAAUCAUGCUCCACGCAACCGCUGCGGCCGCACCCGAUCCUCCGGUGUUUUCUUGGACCAAUCUCCAGGCCGUCAUUGCCUCAGGCUCACAGCCUCUCAUGGUUGAAGCGGUAAGAAUAGCCCGCUCCCUGCUUCGCCACCUCGCCAGUCCUCUCAGAGACAUCGAGGAGCGUAUUGAGGGGCCCGGAUGGACGCAGCGCAUAGCCCAACUACAGAACCACGCAAAGCCCACUCCGGUGCUGAUUGGCAUUGUCGGCCGCACGGGGUCUGGCAAGAGUUCUGUCAUCAAUGCUGUGCUGGACGAGGAUCGCGUGCUGCCGACUAACGGCUUGCGGGCGUGCACGGCCGUAGUAACGGAGAUUUCGUGGAAUUCAUCCGACCGCGAGGCUGAGCGAUACCGAGCGGAGAUCGAGUUUGUGCAGCCAGAGGACUGGCACCGGGAGCUGACACGGCUUUUUGAUGAUGUGACCGAGUCCUGGGACAUUCACGACACUCGAGACACGGCUGGGGAUUCGCCUGAGGCCAGCGUCGCACUUGCCAAGUUGCGUGCCGUGUUCCCCAACCGGGCUACCAGCCGAUCCGCCUUGCUGGGCAGCUGUAGCCUCCAGACACUCAUCGAUGAUCCGCAGGUCAGCAGCCUCCUCGGCAAGGUGCGGUCGGUGGCAGCCGCCAACCCGCAGACGUUUUAUACACAGCUGCAGGCGUAUCUCGACAGCAGCGGCAGUGGAGGCUGGUCACCGCUUACGGGGACUGCAGACGCACAAAAGCAGGCAGACAUGGCCCUAUGGCCAUUGAUCAAAGUAGUCCGGGUGUUUCUCAAAUCAGAUGCGUUAUCUACCGGGGUGGUGCUGGUUGAUCUGCCCGGAUUUGGUGAUGCCAAUGCGGCCAGAGACACAAUAGCCGAACGUUACAUCUCGCGGUGCGCAGCCAUCUGGAUCGUGAGUCCCAUCACGCGCGCAGUCGACGACCGCGAGGCGCGUGAGCUGCUGGGCCGCUCGUUCCGGCGACAGCUAGUUUUGGACGGAACCUAUAGCAGCCUGAGCUUUAUCUGCUCGAAGACGGACGACAUAUCUGUGAGAGAGGUAGCCGAGUCGCUUGAUGUUUCCGGUGACGUGCGUCGCAUCUCUGCCAGCUUGGCGUCAAUAGAGCAGCAGUUGGCACGGCAGAUGCAACACCUCAGCGUGGUCAAGCAGCAGCAGAACCAGGCGUCCAGACAGCUGGACGACGUCAUGACACGGCUGAACACCUUGGAUGCUGCCGGACGGGAUGUUUUAGACGGGCAGAAGAGAGCAGCAGAAGCAGACGGUCGUGGCAGCUUGAAGCGAGCGAGGUUGACAGGUGAGGCUACGGAUAUUACCGAGGACGACGAGCCAGCUGCAAUCAAGGAGCCAUGUACAUCCGACGAAGCAGCCCUCAGGGACGUUGCUGCAGCCUACAAAGAAGCUUUCCCAGAUGCUGACCUCAGCACAAACGGCUCUGAUGUGGAGGAUAUGGAGGCUGAGAUGGAGCUGGAGUUGCAACGGCUGAUGCAGGCACGAGAGGACGCCAUGGAACUGCUUUCGUCGGCGUAUCUGGACAUGAGUCGUGCACAGGAAGACUGCCAAGCCACCGAGCAAAAGCGCAACGAGCUCGUGAACGAGCGUGUGGCCAUGUGCAUGCAGCUGCGCAAUGCCUAUUCGCGAGCACACAUCAAGACGGACUUUGCCCAAGGCCAGAAAUAUAUCGACGACGAGAGCGCUCUGGUCACAAGAGAGUCAGCCGAUGCUCGCAAGUAUGAUGACCUAGCCAAAUCGCUGCCUGUGUUCUGUGUCAGCAGCCGUGCCUACCAGCAAUUCCGCGGGCGGGCGGGCUCAGAUGAGAACGGCAGUAGCAGUGGCAACGGCACCAGCGACGAACUCGGCGGCCUUGUCGACCGGCUGGCCGGCUCUACCUUUCCCCUGGGCUACCGACACGCUGGCGAGACAGAAAUCCCACAGCUCCAGCAGCAUGCCCGACGUCUCGGCACAGAAUGUCUCGCAAGGCGUGAUCGCAAAGUGCUCACCGACUUUGCCCAACUGCUGACAUCGCUGACUGUGUGGGUGAGUAGCAGCGCCGGCGGCUUCGGGCUGCAGAUCCAUCUGGACCAGGAGCGCCGGGGCUACGAGAUGCGUCAUCUGGAACAGGCAUACGACGAGCUGAAGCAUAACCUGACUAGCACGGCCGACAAGUUCAUUGCCAGUCUCCGAAGGGUCAUGGAGACGGAGGUACUCAUGAAGCAGACCCAGGUUCUGGCCAAAUGUGUCGAUGCGGCACCGGAUAUCGCGACCUCGUGGGCGGCGCCACGGAAAGCCGGCGGGCUCCUGUUUAACACUUACCGGUCGAUAUGCCGCAAUGGGGGAUUUCCAACAAGCUCCAAGAUCCGGCGCAACUUUAAUGAGGGCGAGCAUACACUCUCUUCCAGCAAUAUCUACUCUAGAAUUCCUGCUGCUUUGUCCGAGUGUCAGGCUGUUGCCGAACAGCUCAUUGAGCACUUCCACAGAAGGAUGCGUGAUCGCCCGAUCCUGAGCCUGUGUGCCCAGAACACUGGCCUUGGCAUGCUUUUGGAACACGAGAUCCGCGGCUUAAAGCACCUUUUCCGCGAGGCUCUCGAGCUUGCCCGCCACCACAUCGAUACCUUUCGCCGCGAUGCCAACCGCCUUCCGCUUGAGUGUGUCCACAGCGCCAUGGCGCCGGCGUACAUGACAUGUGCCCAAGAAUCUGGCGCUGGCUGUAUGGCCCGCAUGCGAACAGCUAUGGCCGACCAUGUUCAGGCUUGCCGCAAUCCCAUGUACGCAAGCAUCGAGUCGGCAGCCCGCGAUCGUCUGGCAGUCUUCUCAGACGGCGUCCUCAAGGAGUUGCUCGUCGGUCACUACGACUCCCUGGCAAGCCUGUACCAAGACUGCAGAAACAUGAUUGUCGGCGUCGAGGCACCCGAGACCACGCGCAGCGCCAGGGACUUUGUGCAGCAGCUGCUCCAACAAGCCGACACGGCCUUCGCGUCUGACGUGCUCAACGCCGCCGAAGGAACCUAA